UGCGUUAAAUAAAAAGAACACGGUCCGAAAGAAAGACGAACCAUCGCAAACUGAUAACAUUCAUUUAUCUUUCGUUCUUCUUUCAACGGUGAAUGACUAAAAGAAAACAGUGUCUGUGCAUACUUUUGCACAUGUGAAUCGAUUGUUGGCUUGCAACGAUUUCAGUCAAUAUUUGUUCAAGAUCGUGAAUACAAAAAGAAAUUUAGUGUUUCGAGUGAUAUCAUUGAGAGUACGAAAAAAUAGUGUGUUUUACACGAAUUUUGAGUUUUUAUUUUUAAAUAAAAUAAUCAUGAUUGAAUUUAGUGCUAUUUUAUAUUCAUUCACUGUGAUAUUAGUAUUAAUUUGUGUAAUGCACAAUGGUAAUGCAUUCAAUUUAUCGCCGAAACCAAAUAUUGUUUUUCGUGAGCCAAAGGCGUCGGGCGUCGGAAUGCCAAAAAUGCGAAGCUCAUAUUUUGGAUUUUCAUUGAAUCUUAAGCAAAACAGUGUUCUGGUUGGAGCUCCGCGAGCUCAAUCAACAAUCGAGGUUCAACGAAAAAUCAAUGAGACUGGUGCAAUUUACAAAUGCACAUUCGAUAAAUCAGCCAGUUGUGCCCCAUUCAUUUUUGAUCGUUGGGGAAACGUUCAUGAGGACUACAACCAAUACGCGUACAACAAUGAAAAGAAAGAUUAUCAAUGGCUGGGCGCGUCUAUGGAUUCCGGUGCCAGUGAUACCGAUAAAUUUGUGGUAUGCGCUCCGCGUCUCAUUUCCGAUGUAACAAAUCACUAUGAAACGUAUCAUUAUCUAAUGCAUGGAAUAUGCUAUUUUAUAACAAAUACAUCGUCUGCACGACCGUCAAAUGUACAAAAAAUUGCACCACUUCGUUUUAAAGAUAAGCAGCACAGUGUCAUUGAGCAGGAACGUUACUUUUACUAUAUGUAUGGUGAACAAGGAAUGAGUGUUCAUGUCACCGAAAACAAUGAAGAAAUUCUAAUUGGAGCGCCGGGCAUUUUUACAUGGAAAGGUUCGGUGAUUCGACACAAAGCAAAACCAUUAGUUGAUUUGGGCGGUUUGAGCCGAAGAAAUGAAGACGGUGUGUCAGUUGCUCGACAAAGAUCACCAAGCGAUUUGAUUGAGUAUCAUAGCGACAUCCCAAACCCCAUGCUAUGGCGGCAAGAUGAUAACUCGUAUUUUGGUUUUGCCGUGUCAUCGGGCUAUUUCGAUGGAAUCGGAAAGACAAAGUUACUUUAUUUGGCCAGUGCCCCACAAGCAAACCAACAAGAAGGAGCCGUUUAUAUUUUUGACAUUAUUGAUCAUUAUUCAGCAUUAGACAAAACCAUAAAAAUCUAUCACACAUUUUCGGGUCAACAAUUUGGUGAAUAUUUUGGAUACAGUCUUCUCACCGAAGAUUUCGAUAAUGAUGGUCUUACUGAUGUUGCCAUCGGGGCACCAUACAAUUCCAAAAUUGGAUAUCGUGAAAAUGGUGCGGUUUAUAUCUAUAGAAAUGAAGGAACCUCAUCGAAUUUUGCACUACAUGCCAUUUUGCGCACGGAAUAUGAAUCUGAUGGAAGAUUUGGUACGACUAUGUCAAAAGUUGGCGAUGUAAACCAAGAUGGAUACAAUGAUUUAGUUGUUGCUGCACCAUUCGAAGAAGAUGGCGUUGUUUAUAUUUACCAUGGUAGUUCAAAUGGUUUAUCAACCAAAUACAGUCAGAGAAUAGCUUCUCCAAGUAGCAAUGGUGGUUUGGCGCCAAAUCAUAUGUUCGGACAUGGUGUGUCAAAAGGAGCUGAUAUCGAUGGAAAUCAGUAUUUGGAUUUGGCAGUUGGUGCACCAAACGCUGAAGCCGUUUAUAUUUACAAAUCUUAUCCUGUAAUUCGAAUCAAUGCGACAAUUACGCCAUUCAGUCAAGAGAUUCAAACCACCGACAAAUCAUUCAAAUUCAACGUGUGCUGGCUAUACGAAUCAACAUUCCCCAUUAAUUUCGAUGUACAUUUCAAUGCCACGAUUAAACUUGAUGGUCAAUUGGGUCGUGCAGUUUUUUCCGAUCGCAAAAAUGAAUUCGACAUCGUAGGCGUAAUAACGCCAAGCGAGCAAUGCACUUUACUUGAAGCUUUCGUUACAUUUUCCAUUGCUGAAAUAUUUCGACCGAUUGAAAUGGAAAUGACACAUCACAUUCUUAACAACAUACCAAAGGUUGACGAUUCAAGUGAAACACAAGAAUUUUGUGAGAAAUGCGUUGCAGUCAAUCCACUUGAUUCGAAAAAUGUUAAAAAUAAAAUUGUAUUCAGCACCGGUUGUAAGAGCGCUCGUUGUAUUGCCGAUUUGAAAAUUACAAGCUCAUUGGAAAAUGUUCCAAGUUUGCCUUACGUUUUGGGAAGUAGCCAAUCAAUUAACAUUGUUUAUAAGAUAGAAAAUAGCGGCGAGACUGCUUAUUUGGCCCAAAUCCGUAUAACAUUACCAGAAUCGGUUCUGUUUUCAAAAAUUCCAUCAAAUUGUAAAUUUGAUGAAAAUGCUCCAAAUUCGAAUAUAAUGGAAUGUGAUCUGAACAACGGCAGUCCAAUGUUCAAAGGAGAUAAAACUUCAAUCAAAAUGGGCAUUGAUACAACGAAACUAGAUGGCAAUGAGCUGAUUGUGAAAGCCAAAGUUUACAGCACAGGUGAUGAAUUGAACGACCUAGAUAAUAUUGUAGAGAAUUUGAUUCCGUUGAAAACAUUUAACAACAUGGAAGUGAUUGGCGAUUCAAUCAAAAGUCGUUUAACUCUGGAAAGUGGAGUAUUAAUGGAAAAUCUAACACAUAUAUUCGAGAUACGUAAUAAUGGUCCAAGUAAUAUAAAAUCGUUGGAUAUUUUGGUGUCAUUACCUGUAUCACAUAUAAAUCCGUGGACAUUGGAGAGGGAGCGUCUGAUCGACCUUAGCAGUGUAUCGAUUAAAAGCAUGUACAAUGGCAAACAAUUCAAUGUGGAAUGGACUCAAAAUAAUACGAUUUUAAUAUUGGAUGCAACUGAAUCGUCGACAUCAUCAUCAUCAUCGAAUACACCAGUUGAAGAUAACAAUGGAAUGCAAUUUGAUGCAUCAAAAUAUGGUCAGGAGUAUGACUUAAGUGGUGGUCAAUCGGGCAAUAGUCAAAUUGAUGACUUUAUUGGUGAUCGAAAACGGAGAUCAACUGAAAAUGUGCACAGUGCAUAUUUCAAUCCAUAUUUGCAGCGCAUCAUUGAAACGGAUGCAGCAAGUUCAAAUAUAAUGGCUUGGGAUGAUACAAAUUUCAUUGAAAAUCGACACAAAAGAGAUAUAUUCAGUACAAAUGAUCGAAUCCUAUCGAAUUUACCAUCGAAUCGAACAAUUUAUUUUGAUUGCAAAAAUGCUGAACAGGAACUAUGCUUACAGGGCAAAUUCACAGUGAACAAUAUUAAAGCCGACGACCAACCCAUUUUGAUUACGUUGAAUUUCACGAUUGAUUUGACGAAAGUAGCCAAUAUUAUGACAGAGAAACGUGACGUGUUUGUUAUUAGAACAUCGGUCGACCUGAUGAAAACGUCUGAUGAAGAAGACACGUCAUCACUGAAUGUCAUUCAAAAUCAACCGUUUACGAUCAUUUCCAAGUAUGUAAUAACUUCAACACCGUUAUGGGUCUAUAUCCUUUCAACGCUUGUUGGCAUUUUAUCAUUGAUUCUCAUCUCGUAUGCACUGCACAGAUUUGGAUUCUUUAAACGUGGCAAACGAGAAGAAUUGGUUCAGCUCAAGCGUCAAAGUCAAAAUCAAUCUUAUUAUCCACCUGAUGAUGAUCAGUUCUAAAUAUAUCAGAUGUACAAAGCAUGCCCAACAGAGUUCCUCCUCCUGGUCAGUUAAGUUUCCAUUCCAAAGCAACGAGUUCAAGUAUUAUUCAUUCCAAACAUUGUGUGAUCGAAUUAGUUUUAGCAUACUUAAAUAUUAAUUUAAUUGAUCAUCAUCAUUUGUGGACUAUGUGUCCAAGUUGUAUCAAAUCUAAAAGUAUUUUAAUAUUCUCAUGAUUUCACUUAAAAAUUAAUUUAUGUCAUUGUAUUCGACGAACGAGGUUGAAAGACUAAAGGUUGAGUUUAGAAAUGCUUUAAAAUGAAUCUAGUCGGUCGCUUAUCAAUAUAUCCUGCAUUCGUAAAAAUAGCGAUAUGUGCAUUUCUUAUCGAGUUUGCUUGUUGCUCACUUGUGACCGUAUCUAUUGUUUUUCAAUGCAUUUAAUAAAAUGAAACGAUUUUUUUUUAUUUAACA
Molecule: messenger RNA, 4219 nt
Organism: Contarinia nasturtii (swede midge)
Lineage: Eukaryota; Metazoa; Arthropoda; Insecta; Diptera; Cecidomyiidae
Product: integrin alpha-PS3-like
Exons: 11
Coding region: 290-3769 (1159 amino acids)
Biological process (GO): integrin-mediated signaling pathway; cell adhesion mediated by integrin; cell-matrix adhesion
Cellular component (GO): external side of plasma membrane; integrin complex
Molecular function (GO): integrin binding
Source: RefSeq, a predicted model, not a curated record